Messenger RNA from Funneliformis caledonium, 720 nucleotides. The record is from the annotation of a GenBank genome assembly. Lineage: Eukaryota; Fungi; Glomeromycota; Glomeromycetes; Glomerales; Glomeraceae.
AUGAAACUUUUAGGUUGUGCAUGCUAUUAUCCAGAAUCAACACUUCAUGACCGGCCAAUUUUAUUUCGAAGAUUAAGAUUUUUACAGCUCGCAACAGUUUCGCUUAUAACCUUUUCAGUAGAAAUUAUACAAGCGAUCGCUUUUUUUGGGCAACUUAAAGAUACCCAGCCAAGUUCUUUUUAUCUUUCCACAACCACGUUUGAUUUAUGCGGUAUAAAGUUGCUAUAUCAUAUAGUCAUUGGUCUUACUCUAAUAAGCACUACAUAUUAUUUCGUGCGAUUCAGUCACAGAUGGUAUCAUGGGCCUUAUCAAACUGACAUCUUAGUUGAUCUCACGUUUUUUUAUUUGUGGGUCGUUGCCGGAUUCACAAAUAUUUUCCCAUUGUUUAAAGGAAACAGAUGGGCAUGUUUAGAUGACGCGUUCGGUCCAAAGGUAGAAUUUCUCAAGAGGGUACUAUGUGACGGAUAUAUAUUUAGUACAAUAUUUGGAUGGAUUAUGAUAAUAGAGUUUUGUAUUAGCACAGUAUUGUAUCUAAGAUUAUGGAAGACAAGGAAUUGGUGGGAAAAAUCAAGCAUAAAUGUCGAAAAUAAUCAUUCGUUUGACCAAACAAACUUAACGGAAAUUAACAUGAAUGAUAUAAAAAAUCUUUCUCCUCGUGAACGUCACCGUCUUGUACUUGAAUUAGGUCCAAGACGUGAUUCAUCAAGGACAAUCACCUAA